CGAAUGCGCUGGCUGUAUCACUUACCAAGGAAGGGUACGCCGUGCGCGUACGACGGAAGCGGACGUCGCUACCCAUACAGUCAUGCUAUCGAUGGUUAUGCGGCGCAAGUACCUCGUUCAUCUUGACUGCGCCGAGGCUCGGAGUGGGGUACAUUGCCCACGGUGCACAACUUAUCAGGCCGAGCGCUUACAGGGUCACUGUGUAAAGGGGAUCAUGGCAGUAGCUGACUCCGCACUGGCCUGCUUAUCGACUCUCGCAGGCGCCCGAUGCCUCGCAGAGGUGGAGUUGCCUCGAUUUGCUGUAACGCAACGCCGCCUCCUUCUAACCGGUGCCAGCAUCUCAGCGAUGAGGAUAGACGGCAUUACCUUUCUUGCUCCCGGGUCUCACUCAUGGUGUGGCUUGAGGUCAUUGCUAACCACACUUCCAGACGUCCUUCUACACUUUCGUCGGCGCAUACGCGAUCCCGGAACCGGGGGAAGGCUUUCGGUGAGAACAAUCGUGCUCACAACGGCGAACCUUACCCAGAAUAGGCGGUAUUUUGGAAGCAAGGUGGAGGAUCGACGCCUUCGUAUUACACGAACUGCCUUCGUCUCGCAUGACUAUGACUGUUCACCCAUUCAGCUGAACAAGGCCCUCCACUCGACCCCGCACGCUCACGCUCCAACACGUAGCUCUUCGCUCUUCCUCCGGGGCUCCGCUGUCUUCAAGAAGAUGUUCGCUACUGCGAGUCCGUCGCGCAUCGUUCCUUCGUUCGGUCAGGAUCGCACUCUGGAGUGACUAUGGACCGCCUCGGAGCUUUGUGCUGCCCAUUGACCGCCUUAUGUCCGCUUCGAAUUCAUGACCAGCAAAGCUGCGUCUCGGGCGAGGGCGAAGGUCACCAUGCCCGUCACAUAAUACAAGAUGUUGCUAAUGUGGCAGUCUGCUCUCCGCCUGCCGGUCAAACGUAUGCACGUCCCAAAUAUUGCCCGGAUACUGGCGAGGAGAACGGUUGGGAAAUAGAAAACGCACGUCUGCUGGCGAGGGUUCAGAUUACAAUCCUCGUGUGAUGUCUGAAGGACGACAAUGGCCGUAUGUCAGCCUACUUUGAGUAUUGGGCUGACAAUAUUGCAGAUAUAAGCCAGUUCUCCUGUAUGUUCAUUCGUGAGAAUACGACUGCCCACAGGCCAUCGCGCUUGCUGUCAUGAACGGUGAUAUUUUGCCUCAACGUUGUGCUCCCCGUCGCCACCUUGUGGCUUUCGCCA
Molecule: messenger RNA, 1242 nt
Organism: Schizophyllum commune H4-8
Lineage: Eukaryota; Fungi; Basidiomycota; Agaricomycetes; Agaricales; Schizophyllaceae
Exons: 1
Coding region: 83-778 (231 amino acids)
Source: RefSeq, a predicted model, not a curated record